AUGGAACCCUCGAACAAAAAGCGAAAGUUGGCCCCCAAGGUCAACGCCACAACCCCUAGCAAACCGCCGCCGCCGACACAAUUCCCCCACGAAUCGCCUCAGCAGCACUAUCCAGCACAGGAGACUGCCCCUGCUCCUCUUUCCGAACGACAUGACUUUGAGUCCUUUGCGCGGCAUCUUCAAGAUGCUGCCAUGCUCAUCCAGAGGCAGACAGAGCGUCACCCAUACACUGAUGUCUCUGUUUUACUCUUGAGAUGGGAGGAGGACGAGUCUGUCGAUGGGGAUCUUGUUGCCCUUGAGCAGGUUCUGCAAAAGCAGUAUAGAUAUCGGACUGAGAAAUGGCAUAUUCCCACAGUGCCGAACCCCAGCAUUAAGCUUGGGGUUCAGAUGGCCUCUUUUCUUGACAACGCGAAGGCCAACCAUCUUCUCAUUAUCUACUAUGCUGGCCAUGGCUACGUAAGCUCUGAUGGCCAGCUCUUUUGGGCUUGCAAUGCGCGAGAAGAUGCUGCAAAACUAAAAUGGGAUGGAGUUCGUUGCCUCUUCGAAGAUGCUCAAUCGGAUAUCCUCUUAUUGCUCGAUACAUGCGUCGUACCUGAUCCUCCUAUGGCCGGUAGCCAUGGUGUUAAGCAAGCAAUUGCUGCCUGCACUUCGGAUCGUAGUCCAGAGAGCGCAGAACGAUCAUUUACGUCUAAUCUGGUUGAGGCUCUUCAAAAGCUUAGCAGUGGACGACCAUUUACGACACAAAGACUGCACGAGGAAGUCCUAUCUUUAAAACAGCAGCAACUGAUCCAAACUCCUCGGCAAACCAACGGUAGCACCUCAAACACACAUUCUUCUCCGCAGCAUCCUGUUUUCAUCCCCCUUACUCCAGGAAAAGGUCAAAGUAUUGCCCUUGCGCCACUACCUUCGAGAUCUCGGACAGAUUCUCAGAACGGACUCGACCCAGAUGGCCAGAGUAAUCGCGAAGAACAAGUCAUUGACCCAGAGUCUGUUGUCGAUCUUCGAUUUGAAGAGCAUAGAGUUCUUGUGUGUACUACCUUUGUUGGUGAUGCGAGCCCAGAUAUGUCAUUCUUCUCUCAAUGGCUGCAUAGCACGCCACCCCUUGGGGAUAAAAUUGCAGUGGAAGGCAUGUUUCUUGGCCCUCCCACUAUGCUUCUCAUUUCCAUGCCACAUUCUAUAUGGAACGUGGUACAGCAUGACAAAGUCUGCUGCUUCUUAGGAUAUAUAAGCUCCCACAACAUGAUUCAUCUCUACCACCGGCUUGUAGGUUCUUCAGGGAUCAAGCCCUCUCCUCGGGAAGUUGAGGAUGGCAGGAUCCUUCUUGAAGCAAGAGAUCAUGUGUUCAGCACACCUGCUCGUGUCCGACGAGAUGAAGGCCAUGAUGUCUUUCACUCCCCGGUUGCAAGAGAAGUGCCGAACUCUGCCGAGCGAAAGGAGCAUAUCUUGCAAACUAGUCCGUCAGCCCCACCAUUUGCCAACCCAACAGGGAGUCAUGGCAAGCCCAAAGACGAAGUAGAAGACUCUGCGGAAAUGCAAGAAGCUGCUGAACAACUGAAAGCCCUGAGCCAUGUCCGGCACAGAAGUGACGAAACUCAAAACAUCAACCGACCUCGCACGAUUCUACCUGAUGGGUUGCCUGAAAUAAGACCAGAAGAGGAGACCGAUGAGCACGGUAACGAUGACCCUCUCGCGACGCUGCGCAACGCCAAUGCGACGAUUAAACCUCCACGACGUUCACUCCCGAAGCAGGAUACACGCUGCAAUCAUUGCAGCCACGCUCCUUUCAAGGAUUCGUCUUCAUUGAGAAAGCACAUUGCCGCAGCUCAUACUAGGCCGUUCCCAUGCGCUUUCUCGUUUGCCGGCUGCACGAGCACUUUUGGGUCAAAGAACGAAUGGAAGCGGCAUAUCGCGUCACAGCAUCUUUGUCUCCAAUACUAUCGUUGCUCUUCUUGUCCUCAAAACACUGCAGAGGGGAAAGGUAACGAGUUCAAUCGCAAAGACUUGUUCACUCAACAUUUGCGACGGAUGCACGCACCUUUCCAGAUUAAGAGGGCAAUCGCGAAGGGCGAUAGCAAGAUUCAGUCUGAGUGGGACACGCAUGUCAAAGAAAUGCAAAUGUCUUGUCUCGUCCAGCGUCGGCUGCCGCCGCAACGUUCAGCAUGUCCGAAGCAAGGUUGCCAGAGCAUCUUUGAGGGUCCAUCAUCCUGGGACGAAUGGACUGAACAUGUCGGCCGACACAUGGAGAAGGGUGAAGGCGGCAGACUUGGAGUGGACGGUCUUCUAGCCCAGUGGGCAUUGGACGAAGGUAUCAUUGAGCGUAAGGCAGAUGGCGAAUACCGACUGUCAGCCAGCAACGGCAUGAGUGGAGGCUCGGGGAGCAGUAGCGGAGUUGCCCACCCUGUGUUUGAACAGAAAGAACCAACUCUGAUCUCGACGCCGACACUUGAGCCGACACAGCCGGAAGAAUCGUUGAUCAUGGACGCAAAGCCUUCAGAAGACAGGAUGGAGGUUGACACUCCUGAGUGA
This is a messenger RNA of Fusarium sp. VM40, 2526 nucleotides long. Lineage: Eukaryota; Fungi; Ascomycota; Sordariomycetes; Hypocreales; Nectriaceae. The record is from the annotation of a GenBank genome assembly.